Molecule: messenger RNA, 885 nt
Organism: Miscanthus lutarioriparius
Lineage: Eukaryota; Viridiplantae; Streptophyta; Magnoliopsida; Poales; Poaceae
Source: the annotation of a GenBank genome assembly
AUGUCAGCGGAGGAGGCCGCGGUGAGGAUGCAAGCGGCGGCGCGCGGGUUCCUGGCGAGGAAGUCUGUGCGGGCGGUGCGUGAGGUGCAGUGGGAGGCGGAGCAAGUCCGGGUGAAGAUGGUGUCAGAGGCGGAGGCCCUAGUCGCAGACCCCAGGGCGAGCGUCGCCGUCGGGAAGGCGCUGAUGAGGAUGCUGCUGCGGCUCGACGCGGUGCGCGGCGCGCGGGAGUACAGGCGGAGGGUCACGAAGCGGGUGCUCGCGCUGCAGGAUGCCGUCGACGCGCUCGAGACUAAGCCGGCGCCGGCGCCUGCUCCCGCGUUUGUGGGGAGGAGGCAGAGGCCAACGCACCGGAGGCGAUGGUUGCCGAGAUGGCGGAGGAGAGCGCGGUACCGCCGGAGCAGCUGGAUGGUGCGGAGCGCGGUAGUGAGAUGGAGAACAUCAAGAACGCGGUUCACGACCAUCCAGAUGGAUGUCGACAAAGCAAUAGCCGCCGGUGAGCCUGAAGCGAAAGCAGCAGAAGAAGAGGAAAAGGAAGUGGUGCCGGGUGAUGCCAAUGUUGAUGUCGACGAGCCGGAGGAUUGGGCCGCCGAGGGCGAGUGGGAGAUGGUGACUGAGGAAAACGAACACGCUGCACCCGUUGCAGCCACGUCCGACGACCCGGAGCCACCGCGCAAGGAACCGGCGUACCCGUUGGAGACCACGAGGACUGCAAGCGCUGGCGCUGCCUCCUAUGGCGUGGACGCGAGGAAGGUGAUGGAGAUGGUGGCGGCGCUGUGCGAGCAGAGCGCGAAGCAGUGUACGGUGAUCGGCGCGCUGGCCGAGCGUGUGGAUGCGCUGGAGCAUACCGUGCGGCGGAUGGAGGACGCUGAGAGCUGCCGCUGGUAA